Solanum stenotomum is the source of this 354-nucleotide messenger RNA. Its product is annotated as photosystem II 5 kDa protein, chloroplastic-like. Bases 1 to 354 code for a protein of 117 amino acids. Lineage: Eukaryota; Viridiplantae; Streptophyta; Magnoliopsida; Solanales; Solanaceae. The transcript has a single exon. The record is from RefSeq and is a predicted model, not a curated record.
AUGGCUUCUUUACUAACGUCAUCUCCAUUUCUAGUCCAUAUCGAAGGAUUCAACUACAGAAGAACCAGGAACGAAGGGCUUUCCCCCCUUUCCACGCAUUCAAAAAGCAAUAAGAGAAGAGUGCUAAAAGUUAAUGCCUUCAAUAAGGAUGAAAAAAUUGUGACAAAAAAAGAGGAAAAAAAGAGCAAUGGAUCAAGAAGGGAAUUGGCUUUUGCCUUAAUGGCAAUAGUUGCAACAAGUUCAUUUACAAGUGUUGUUAUGGCUGAGGAACCAAAGGCAGGGACACUUGAGGCAAAGAAGAAGUAUGCACCUAUUUGUGUCACAAUGGCAACUGCUAGAAUAUGUCACAAGUGA